AUGCCUACCCAACCUUCCAGCAACUUCUUUACAGAAGUUAGUACGCAGAACAUGCCAGCCGAGGACACCAAGGUCCAGGCAUGGAAAGCAUUCCACGAGCCCAAGGCAGAGCUUGCGGAUAGCGGUUCUGUUAUGGUUGACAUCCCUAAAACCGAAGAGACAGUAGAAGGUGGUUAUCUCGGUCGAUCUGCCAUGACUGGCUCUCUCGGGGGCUCCUAA
Molecule: messenger RNA, 219 nt
Organism: Arthroderma uncinatum
Lineage: Eukaryota; Fungi; Ascomycota; Eurotiomycetes; Onygenales; Arthrodermataceae
Exons: 2
Coding region: 1-219 (72 amino acids)
Source: RefSeq, a predicted model, not a curated record